Molecule: messenger RNA, 846 nt
Organism: Blastomyces gilchristii SLH14081
Lineage: Eukaryota; Fungi; Ascomycota; Eurotiomycetes; Onygenales; Ajellomycetaceae
Exons: 2
Coding region: 308-484 (58 amino acids)
Source: RefSeq, a predicted model, not a curated record
CGUUUUUAUACUACUAGCCCAACACACUUGGUAGCUGUUUUACCGAGCGAGCCUCGCUUUUCAUUUGGCAAAAGUGUGCCUACAUGGAUGUGGCAGCUACCACGUGAACGACAACGUGAAGUGAAAGAAAGUUGAAGACGAAUGGAAUCCAAGAUCUUUAUCUAAUAUUAUCCGAUCAUGAUCUACACCUGGUACCAUGCAUAUAGAGUCUGUCGAUGUACAUGGUAUUUCCAGGAGAUCCAGAGAUUGUAAAACUCUGAAGAUGACCAACACCCUGUCUCAAUGGUAAAUAUUUCCAUUGCACGGUAUGGACAGAAGUGUUACGUAUAUCCCAGUAGAACGUCAAUACGUGGUCAAGUCGCAGUAUACAGGGAAAUACCAAUGUUCCCAGGCAUCUGUCGCUAUCCUGAUACCCUACCCUGACACUUCGCUAGGAGUGGAAAGAAAACCGUUUCCAAACAAUGACGAUAAAAACGCGGUGUAAGAGUUGGGGUUCGUAUUUGGGUUCGAACGAAGGAUGCUCAAUAAUCGAUUUGAUCUUACAAUCCCUCCAAGGGUGGUGAUUGUCGAAGCGAAAGAAUAGAUUUCGGCGUGAAAGGACACUGCUAUUCAAAGCCUUCAAGGACUGAGCUAGGAAUUGAAUGGAUGGACCACCCGAUCAAUAUGGGGCGCGCGCGCGCUUUGAGCAGCCAUGUAUCUUUGUUGGUGGUUGGAGUGGUUCAACCGCUCGGUUAACCAUGGGAUAAUGAGAUAUACCUCUGCUAUGAUCUUGGUUUAGGCUUCUUAACAAACCUAAAUUGUUUGAGAAGAAAUUUGAAGGCCCUCAACUAGAACGUGAUAUGGUCC